Apis mellifera (honey bee) is the source of this 6003-nucleotide messenger RNA. RefSeq names its product receptor-type guanylate cyclase gcy-4. Lineage: Eukaryota; Metazoa; Arthropoda; Insecta; Hymenoptera; Apidae. The transcript has 12 exons. Gene Ontology annotation, molecular function: transmembrane receptor protein tyrosine kinase activity; ATP binding. Gene Ontology annotation, biological process: protein phosphorylation; cell surface receptor protein tyrosine kinase signaling pathway; positive regulation of kinase activity. The coding region runs from base 725 to 4705 and encodes 1326 amino acids. The record is from RefSeq and is a predicted model, not a curated record. Gene Ontology annotation, cellular component: signaling receptor complex.
UGUUCAGUAUUGCGCCAACAGUCGCGCCGUGAACGUGCGCGUGGGAUGUCGUUGCUUCUCCCGAUGCGCCGAGUGUUGCUUUAUCAGUUAAUCGAACGCGGCAAAUCGACGUUGUUCGAUUAAAACACUCUCGUCACACGUGUCAACAAAUGUCUACGUCGCGAUAUCCAAGUUACACCAUAAAUAUUACUCGAGGUUAAAUUUGGAAAGAGAGGGGGGGGGGGGAUUUUAAGGGGUAUAUCGAUAAAUUUUCCAUCCCCCUCGGGGAUUAUAUCGUUCCUCGAAAUCCUCGAAUCGUGCGAAAGACACGGUCAUAGACGAGCAGUGUAGUUUUAUGUAAUGUGUGACCUAGAAAAAGCACUACUGACCGGUUCUGGAGCGAUUAGAUAAGAGGGGAAUACAGAAAAGCUGGAAUUGUACGGUGUUGGUGUACGAAGUACCGCGAAACGGGCUGGGAAAUCUGACGUUUCAUUGAUACGUAUAUACAAGCCUCUAUUAUGCGAUGUACAUUCCAUUUGCACGAGGUGAAUAAAGUAUAUAAAUACAUAUACACACACAUAUAUAUAUAUAUAAAUAACGGAUAUAUAUAUAUAUACAUAUAUAUAUAACGGUUCCACGCGCGUUAACGCGGCACAAUGUGUUUUUAACCGUUUGAUGGGAUUCCUCGAGCAAGGCUUAAAUCGUGGACAAGGAGUUUCUACGUGAUGAAGAGGAGAAAAUCAGGAUGUUGAGGUUUGGAUCCAUAUUGGGCGUGUUGGUCUUUCUGACCAUCGCGAAAAUCGUGAUCUCAAAUCGAUGUCUGACCAUGCUCGAAGAUGUGAAUCCAAAGAGGGUAAUCCAUUUGGACGGGCAACCAUUGAACAUAAAUUUCGAGGUGUCUCGUAGAGUGACUCAGAGGCUGGCUACUAUAAUCAUGAAAAUAUUCUUGACAGAGGUGCUCGGUUAUUCGAAAGUGUCUAUCUAUGAAAAGGAGGAUGAGUUCAGGGCGGAGGAAACUUUCAGCAGAUUGUCCGACGACAUUAUGUUUAGUAGCAAACUUCCAAUGGUGAAUAUGGAGGUGUGGAUCCCGCCGCAUCUAGACACGAUGCCACUGUUAAAUUCGCAUGAAGUGAAAGAAUGCGGAUCCAUCGCUCCCCCGGGCCGUUUCGGUUGGUUCGUUCCGACUGCGUUGUCCAGGCGCAACGACAAUUGGAUAAUCUUCACGGAGCUUGAAAAAGCUUCCCGCUUCGAGAUGGACGAAUCCACAUUGGAGAGCAUUCGGAAUUUUACCAUAGACCCGAAAACCAGUACCUAUUACUGCCAGGAAUCGUAUUGCCAACAGGGAAUGUACAUUCCGGAAUGGUGCCAAGGGAAACCGUGCGCUUUAUUGUUGACCAGUUACAUCGAUGUUACCAAUUUUGUCAAGGAUCACAUAGAUCAAAUGAAACUGUACGUGAACGUGAUCUGGUUCGGGCCGAAUUUGAAACACGUGAUCAAACUUGCUGAAGAGCUGAUGUUUGAUCGAAACUCGUCUACUUCCAUCGAUAGAUCGUUGGUAUUUCUGCAUUGGACUCCCAGCACCGUGAUACCUAACGAGAGGGAUUUCGUCAGCAUCGACUUCCCCCGAUGCGGCGCCACGAGCUCGGAGAUCGGUUGCAAGUACGAAUCCAACAGGUUGACCAAACUCGUCUGGGCCAGGCUCGAAUACGCCGCCAAAUUGGCCUACGAGGCGAUCAAUCGCGCGAAAUUCACGCGCGAGAUGUACGAGGAUCUGAUCGACAGGCGCAACCGCGAUUCAUCCAUGAACGAAGAAGAGAUCGCGUGCGACUGGUUGAGGGAGAAUCUCAACUACACUCUCGAUGCGUGGAUGCCGAAUACCGCCGACAAGAACAUUCUCUACGUCGGCGGGAUAUUUCCUAUGAGCGAGACGUUUUAUUCGGGGAAGGCGAUAUUGGUCGCGGCCAUGAUGGCAAAGGAGGCGAUCAACGUGAACAACACCAUCCUCAGGGAUUACAAUUUCACCCUGCUGGUGAAUGACGGCCAAUGCAAAUCGGAUAUGGUGAUGAGAUCGUUCAUCAAUUACAUAGUGCACAAUCAGUACGAGAAGCUCGUCGGCGUUUUGGGGCCGGCUUGUUCGGAGACCGUCGAGCCUUUGGUCGGCGUUUCCAAGCAUUACAAGACGGUGGUGAUCAGUUACAGCGCCGAGGGAUCCAGCUUUAACGAUCGCACUAAAUAUCCUUACUUCUUUCGGACUAUCGGCGAGAACAAGCAGUACAAGCACGUUUAUUUGCAAUUGUUGAAGAAACUCGGAUGGAAGAGGGUGGCUUCGUUGACGGAGGAUGGACAGAAAUACACCGAGUACAUAUCUUACAUGCAAGAUUUGUUCAGAGACAAUGGAAUCGUGUUCGUGGCGAAUGCAAAGUUUCCAAGGGAACGGGAACCCAUUGUGAUGACCAAGUAUUUGCAAGAUUUCAAGCAGAAGAAGGCAAAGAUCAUCAUCGCUGAUGUAUACGAUCAAGCAGCCCGUCAAGUUAUGUGCAACGCGUACAAAUUAGAAAUGACAGCGGUUCAGGGCUACGUGUGGUUCUUGCCUCUUUGGCUACGACCAGAAUGGUACGAUACGGAUCGAUACAAUCAGAAAGGGGAACAGGUUCCGUGUACCACGGCAGAAAUGAGCAAAGCGAUAAACGGAUAUCUCGGUUUAUCUCACGCGUACUUUGCACCGGAUAACGACAUCAUGCAAGAAGGGAUAACGGUGCGUCAAUGGCGCGAUCGUUACGAGCUUCAGUGCCAGAAUAAGGAACAACCGCCGUCUAAUUACGCUGGUUACGCGUAUGACGCUAUGUGGACUUACGCCUACGCGAUGGACAGGCUGCUUCGCGAGAAUCAGAGUUACGUUUUCGAUCUGCAUAGCAAUCAUACUAUCAAUCGAUUAACGGACAUCAUCGGUGAAACGGAUUUUUACGGGGUGUCUGGGAGAAUAAAAUUCUUCGGUGGCCCUUCGAGAUAUUCUGUUAUCAAUAUCGUUCAGCAUGUUAAUAACGAAACUCGAUUGGUCGGUAAUUUUUACCCCAACGUGUCAGAAAAGCAGCACGAAGUGGCGGGUGGUAAAUUGGAUUUGAAUGUCUCUUCUUUGGUCUGGCUAUCGAAAAGCAUGCCAGACGAUGGCUCCGAACCACCCCAACGAUGUGUCAUCGGUGGAUUCGCAGAUUUCAUAAACGUGUCUUGCGAAGUAGCUUUCGUGAUCGUCAAUAUCAUUGGUUUCACUUUACUGGGGAUAUUCUUGAUCAUUGGUUUCCUCAUCAUCAAACAAAGAUACGAAAGAAAAGUACGCGAGCAGAGAGAGUAUCUGAAGUCUAUGGGCAUAUCCUACGCCUGUGACGACUCGUCUGAUCUGGACAAAUGGGAGAUUCCUCGACACAGGGUGGUUAUUAACCGAAAAUUGGGGGAGGGUGCUUUUGGAACGGUUUACGGUGGCGAGGCGUUCUUCCCUGAAAAGGGUUGGCUAGCCGUGGCCGUGAAGACUCUGAAAAUUGGAAGUUCCACAGAGGAAAAAUUAGACUUUCUGAGCGAGGUGGAAGUGAUGAAACAGUUCGAGCACAAGAAUAUAAUCAAACUGUUAGGGGUUUGCAUCAAGAGCGAACCAGUCUUAACCGUGAUGGAAUUCAUGCUUUACGGCGAUCUGAAGACGUAUCUUCUCGCCAGAAGGCAUCUCGUCAACGACAACAGUUACGAAGAUUCGGACGAGAUCUCUAACAAAAAGUUAACCGCAAUGGCGUUAGAUGUAGCUAGGGCGCUCAGCUAUUUGGCUCAGUCAAAAUAUGUUCAUAGGGAUAUUGCCUCGCGUAAUUGUCUGGUGAACGCGCAACGUGUAGUGAAGCUUGGAGACUUUGGUAUGACGAGGUUGAUGUACGAGAACGAUUACUAUAAAUUCAAUCGAAGAGGUAUGCUACCUGUAAGAUGGAUGGCACCAGAAUCCUUGGGACUCGGUAUCUUCAGUCCAGCUUCGGAUGUGUGGUCCUACGGCGUUCUUUUGUACGAGAUUAUCACGUUCGGUAGCUUCCCUUUCCAGGGUAUGAGUAACAUCGAAGUACUGAAUCACGUUAAGAGUGGAAACUCGUUGAUGGUUCCCAAAGGAGUGAAGAUACAAUUGGAAAACUUGAUGUACUCUUGUUGGAGGCUAGAUCACAUAAAGAGGCCAACUGCUCCGGAGAUCGUCGAGUUUCUAGCCACGAAUCCUCGAAUUUUAUCUCCCUGUUUAGACGUUCCUUUGGCCAGUGUGCAAAUCGAGCAUACCGGACAAUUAGACAUAGAGUUACCAGAGAAUUUGAGGAAGUUUUCAUUGUCGUGGUCACCUCAGAAUUCCACGACUCGACCCGCGUCCACGUCCAGCCCUUUCGGUGUACCGUAUCCACCUUUGCUAGACAUCAAUGAUCACGACGAUAAGCCGAUUCAAAACUCGAUUAUGGGCAACGGAAUCGCCGACGCAGAGAGUUCCAGGCCACUUUUGUUGAACGCCAACGAACCUUUGUCGGGUUUACCUAUGAUUCUUCAAAGCUUCAAGCAGAAAGAGGAGUCGCCGCAUAAAUACGUCAACAUUCAGCCGGGGAUAUCGAAUAAUUGCGAUUACUCGAGCGAUCAGAACGGCGGUGGCAGCAUUCAGAUGGAGGAAAGAAGGGCCAUAUUGCCGGAAAAUAGAAAGUCGGAGGACGUGUCGAUUCUUUGACAGCAAAAGAGACAUGCGAUUUCGAGGCAAAAAUCAAUGGUGCAUUUCUACAGGCACGCCGAAGGCAUAUUUGGAAAAUAUGCGAAAAGAUCUUACCGAAAGACCAGCGUUUAGAUCACUUUGUUGGGAUCUAAUUUUGCUGGUCGGAUUGACACGUUUCCGUUUUGGAAACGGACGUUUUCACGAGCGUGGUUUCUUCGCUAUAUAUGUUUGCGAAAUAUGGAGGAGAUAUGGGACGCGUUUAUUUUGAUACAUUGGGAAUUAAGAUCCUGUCGAUUUGACUACGAUGAAGAGAGAUUUACAAUAGAUAUCAGCAACGAAAACAAUAUCAGCUGUGACGAGCGGAAAUGAUUUUUCGAAUGCAGAUAAGCGAAAUAAUUCCCUAGAUUUUCGCUCAAUCCAUUUUUGAGACUGAUAAAUGUAAAAAAAAAAAAAAAAAAAUUAAUUUACCGAUUAAUCGACGCGACAGUGUUGGAUAUUUCACGCUUACAAAGGAAAAGUAAACUUGUAGAAUACAAAAACUUUCUAUUUUCCUUGAGAAAAAUUUGAUAUUUUAAUUAUAAGUUAUAUCGAAUGGAGUAUUUUAUCGUGGCAAGCAGAAAUUUCCAUUGUUUUCGCGUCGAGAAAGAAGUAAACAGAAAAGAAAAGGCUGCUUCGGUUAGAUACGCAGUAGAUAAUCGAAAGGAGAAUGACUGAUAAAAUUUCACGGCAUUUCUCUGUCCAAAUAGACAAUCUCGACAUUGAGAUGUGUGCAACUUCAUAAAAUUUCCAGGCAAUUAUAUCGACACGAAACUUUGUGAAAAAAGUUUGCGGCAUUUUUUAAAGAUAAAACUACAUUACAAAAUUGAAGCAAUAUUUUACACAAAAGAACUGGUCAAGUAUCGACGUUCGUGUGUAACCAUGACAUUUAUAUAAAAGAGUAUACAUUUUAUGCGUACACGUUCAACAUCACGGAUCGAGGGAAAAUGAAAAUAUAGAAACAAAAAAAAAAAAAAAAAAAAGAAAAGAAAAAAAAAAUACGCGCCCUUCAGUUCCAAGUAUAUAUAGUAUAUUUUUUGACUCGUUUUUUGCGAAAUAUAUUUAUCGAUUUGAAGAGAAAAAAGCGACUGUGGCAUAGUUACUAGCUAUUAUGGAGAACGCUUCGUCCUCGCUAAAAACUACAAUGAAGCGUAAUAAACCGAAUAGUUACUAUUAUUAUAUACGGUGUCUAGUGAUUGUCCAUCAAUUUGAUCAAAAAAAAAAUUUUGAUCGAGAUUUCUUUUUUUGUAAAAUAUAUAUUUAAUACACAUUAAAUUCCU